Messenger RNA from Sinocyclocheilus rhinocerous, 2062 nucleotides. RefSeq names its product CCAAT/enhancer-binding protein zeta-like. Gene Ontology annotation, cellular component: nucleus. Lineage: Eukaryota; Metazoa; Chordata; Actinopteri; Cypriniformes; Cyprinidae. The transcript has 5 exons. The record is from RefSeq and is a predicted model, not a curated record.
AGACUGCGAUCAGACUGAUGAGAAUGACAAAAAUGAAGACGAGUUCACCCUGGAGGAUGUAUUGCGUUUGGGCGGGACAAAGGCAGAUUAUGUCAUGCUGGCCUGCAUCAGUGACUCUGCCGAGCUCAUCGAUGGUGCAAAGAAAGGUACAAUUGAUGAUCUGGAGGAGGGAGAGCUGGAAGAUUUCAUAACAAAGCUGGGCAUCCGUGCUUAUGCAGAGCAACAAAUCAUUCAAGAUGAACAGGAUGAAACAUCCCCAGAGCCACCCAAAAAGGAGGAAAAAAAGGCGAAAAGCUCCCAAAUGAAAGAGGAUUCGCAGUCUGGUGAGAAAAAUGUUGUUAACCCCUUAACAGAAGAUAUGAAAACCCCUGUUCAAUCUACAGAACUUGGCCAUGCUACAGGAAAGAAGGCCAAACAGAAACACACAAACUUGUUUGAGUUUAUUCCACGUCAAACUCUGCUUAUCAAACUUGGAGGGAAAUGGUUUGAUAUAGAGUACACCUCGGAGAGCACGUCUGUGGCUCAGAGCGAAUCACUGGUCUUUCAGUACAAGGCUUUGGCUCAGUAACUCUAUGAGAAUGAAAUGUCCCUCUACAAAAGCAAGAAGAACUUCCAGAAAGGUGCCAACUCUGCUUGGAUGAAGAGUGUAGUGUCCACAGGAACUUUGACCGAUAGGAUGGCAGCUAUGACUGUGCUAAUUCAGGAUGCUCCGAUUCAUAGUCUCGAGCACGUUGAGAGCCUUGUGUCUCUGGUGAAAAAGAAAGGAAGUCGUAGACAAGGCCUUAUGGCCUUGGAUACUCUUAAGGAGCUGCUGCUUACUGACCUUCUUCCAAAACACUGCAAGCGUCACACUUUUUCCCUGCAUCAUUUUGAGCAGCUGGAGGAAAAAGCCAGUGGAAAUAGGGAUGCCCGGGACCGCAGGCCCAUCCUGUGGUACUUUGAGCACCAGCUGAAACUUAAGGUAGCAGAUUUUGUUGCCGCACUAGACGAACUGGCUCGCGAUACGGUCCAGGCCACCAAAAUGCGAUCGCUUACCACCGCCUAUGAGCUGCUGUGCAAUCAGCCGGAGCAGGAGAAAGUGCUUCUUGUACAGAUUGUCAACAAAUUGGGGGAUCCUGAAUACAAAAUUGCUUCCAAAGCCUCGCACCUGCUGGAAACGGUGCUUCACAAACACCCCAACAUGAAGACAGUGGUGUGCUGUGAGGUUGAGCGCCUCAUGUUCAGACCCAAUAUCAGUUCCAAGGCUCAAUAUUAUGCCGCUUGUUUCCUAAACCAAGUAAUUCUGAGCCACGAGGAAGCAGACUUGGCUGCCAAGCUUAUCACCAUCUACAUCAUGUUUUUCAAUGCAUGUGUUAAGAAGAAGGAUAUUGAGUCUAAAAUGCUCAGCGCUCUGCUAACAGGAGUGAACAGAGCCUAUCCGUACGCAAAGAUUGGGGAUGAUGAUGUGUGCAAGCGGCUGGACACGCUUUUUAAAGUGGUGCACAUUGUCAAAUUCAACACUGCUGUCCAAGCCCUUAUGCUGCUCUUUCAGGUCAUGGACUCCCAACAGACCAUUUCAGAUCGCUAUUAUGUAGCACUCUACAGAAAAUUGUUGGACCCAGGACUAUCGUCAAGCUCAAGAAAGAGCAUGUUUCUCAACCUCUUGUAUAAGUCUCUAAAAGCUGAUAUAGUGCUGAGAUGGGUGAAGGCAUUUGUGAAAAGGUUACUUCAGGUCAGUUGUGAACAGACCCCUGCCUUUGCAUGUGGUGCAUUAUUCCUCGUGUCAGAGGUGAUGAAGAACAAGCCAGGCCUCAAGUUACUGCUACAGGAGGAGCGGGAUGAGGAGGAAGAGAUGUAUCAGGACCUCGAAGAGGAUGUUGAUGAUGACAGCAUUGCUGAGGAGGGACUUGUGGGUACUGACAAAGAUGAAAAAAUACAGAGUGUGAAACAAUGCCAGAUGAAGCCCACUGCAUCAUGGGUACAUCAUCAAAACAUGGAAGGUAGUUUAAAUAAGGUGACAUAUGACCCCAUGAACAGAAACCCUUUAUACUGCGGGGCUGAUCAUACGGCCAGAUGCAGCUGA